UUACUUGAUUUCAUCUUUCAAUUCUGAUGUAAUUUAUUCGAAAACCUCGCAUUAAAAAAAAGCUAAAUGGUACAUUAGAGUUUUGGAACCAGCAGAACAAGAAUGUUUUUUUCGCAAAACUUAUAACAAAAAAGUUUCCGUAUACUGCCGUAACUUAAUAGUAGGAGAGCUGGUGGACAUUUUUGGAAAUGCAGACCUGGCUGAGGACAAGCGGGGCUAACACCUUGCCAAGCGCCUUUAAAGUUUGAGGAAAGAAUGUAUGCCCAGUGGAGUAUCAGAAUGCGUAAGAAGUAGUGGACCAUCUACACAUUAUUAGUGUCGUCUAAAUUAGUUGUAAUUGUGUAAUGUAUUGGGUUUUUCCCAAUAUUGAUAUCCGAAUUCGCCGUACAAUUCAGUAAGGAAUAAACGCUGUGUAAAGUAACAUGUUUGUUUCCUUCUCCGGCCCCGUGCAAAUACAACCAACAUUGGCGACGUGGAUUUUUAAAGGAUAUUGUUAACAUUUACAAAUAAAUUGUGCAUCAGUUAAACAAUGGCUGUCAGUGCCGCAAGUGUUGGACAUUUACCAGAAUUUAGUUUCAAAAACAGUGAUUGGACAAUCUAUAAAGCGCGAUUAAACAAUUAUUUUGUGGUGAACGGCAUUCAAGAUGAUGUUAAAAAACGUGCUAUUUUGUUAACUUGUUUAUGUGAGCAAACAUAUAAACUGGUUUAUGACUUGUGUAUUCCUAAAGCGCCAGAAGAACAGUCAUUUGAUAAUUUAAUUAAAGUGUUAAAUAAUCAUUUUGCACCAAAAGCGUGGUGUUUGGCGGCAAGAUACAAAUUCUACAACGCCAAAAAGACAGACACUGAAUGGGUGAAUGAUUGGGCAGCGCGAGUACGUGGUUUAGCAACACAUUGUGAGUUUGGAACGGAAUUACCAGUUGUUCUUCGUGAUAUUUUUAUCAUGGGAUUUAAUCCAGGUCCUAUCUUGGACAGGUUACUCGAGGAAAAAGUGACAGUUUCGUUAUCAAAUGCCAUUGAAAUUGCUUUCAAUAAAACAGCCGUAGUUAAUCAUUUUGAUUUGCAGAAAGUCGUUUGUAAAGAGGAACCCGACCUUCAUCACAUCAGUUCCGGUAGCCGCCACAAGUUACGUAGUAAAUGCACGGUUUGUGGGCGAUCAACCCAUAUGGCAAAAGACUGCAAGUACCGCGACUAUUCUUGUCAUCGUUGCAACAAGAAAGGACAUCUGGCACCCGUUUGUCUAGUAAAAUCAUCUUCGCAACAAUCACCAGGGUCGUCUCACCGCAAGUCUAAAAGUAAGGUACCGUCGAAAGUUAAUCAUUUUAUGGACGAGGAAAAUGCUAGUGAGUUUGAAAAAAAUGUCAUUGUUUUCAAUUACUUCUAAGCAAAAUGUGCCUAUAAUGAUAAGCGUAUUGGUCGAAGGUGUAGAACUGGAAUUUCAAUUAGAUACUGGG
Molecule: messenger RNA, 1451 nt
Organism: Photinus pyralis (common eastern firefly)
Lineage: Eukaryota; Metazoa; Arthropoda; Insecta; Coleoptera; Lampyridae
Exons: 2
Coding region: 530-1381 (283 amino acids)
Molecular function (GO): zinc ion binding; nucleic acid binding
Source: RefSeq, a predicted model, not a curated record